UUGCAUUGUGGUAAACUUGACGCACCAACCGUUGGCGCUAGCUCUGGACUGACAGCAGUAACACCUUCGUCCAGCAUGAAUAUAUGAAUGUUUUUAAUCGAAUCAUGACAUAAAAUCUGAGUAUUUGUACGGGUUGUACAUGUUUUGACUGUACUCUUGCUCUGGUGAAUUUGUCACUUGUUUGAGAGUCCUGUACAAGCUACGUUAGUUAGCCAGUUAGGUUAGCUUCAGCAAGCUAACUCAACGUAAACAACAGCUACGUGGCUAGUUAGCUACCUCUGCUUACGUCACCUGUUUCUAGUGUUUCUGUUUUAAUGGAUGCGGAUUUGCUGCUCGCCAUCCAACUUCAGGAGCAGUUUAACAAUGAAUACGAGACGUCAUCAUUUUCAUCUAGCGGCUUUGAUGAUAAUGACUUCGGACAAAGCAGCAAGAAACGAAAAGUGGAGGUAGCCGGAGGUGGCAGCGAUGUUGUUCCCUACUGGAAGCCGAAAGCGCAGCCCGAGAGGCCGCUGUCCAUCGUGGACUCGUCCUGGGAGACACUGGACCCCAACCCCGAUGUCAGAGCCAUGUUUCUGGAGUUUAAUGACACGUUUUUCUGGGGGAAACUCAGCGGUGUCGAGGUGAAGUGGAGCGCAAGGAUGACACUGUGUGCUGGUGUUUGUUCUUAUGAGGGCCGAGGUGGUCUAUGUUCAAUAAGACUCAGUGAGCCUCUGCUGAAGUUGAGACCAAGAAAAGACCUGGUGGAGACUCUCCUUCACGAAAUGAUUCACGCGCUGCUGUUUGUGACCCAGAACAACAGAGACAGAGAUGGUCACGGCCCUGAGUUCUGCAAACACAUGAACCGGAUCAACGAUGCCACUGGGACAAAAAUAUCUGUCUACCACAGCUUCCACGAUGAGGUUGAUGUGUACCGGCAGCACUGGUGGAAAUGUAACGGGCCGUGUCAAAACCGCAAGCCCUAUUUCGGGUUUGUGAAGAGGGCCAUGAACCGGGCUCCAUCUGCUCAGGAUCCUUGGUGGGAGGACCACAGGAGGACGUGUGGAGGGACCUACACCAAGGUGAAAGAGCCUGAAGGAUACGGCAAGAAAGGCAAGAAGGACAGUAAAAAGGACGGGAAGACCUCGGAGAAGAAGGCCCCAGAAAAUGGAAAGCCUACAAGUACAACUCCAGGUCCUGGAUUACAGGACAUAAGGAACAUCAUCCCAUUCAGUGGCAAAGGCUUCCUACUCGGAGGGAAAUCACAGUCUUCCACAUCUUCUCAGUCACCAGUAGUGCCUUCAUCUCCACAGAAACCCUUCACCCCUUCAUCUCCAGCGAAAAGUCUCACCUCUCCGGUUCGUCCUAGUCUGAAUAACAAAGGAAUCUCUCCUGUCUUUCCCUCCGGCAGACCAGCUACCUCCUCGGGGCAGAAGCCCCCUGUUAAGAGGUCUGUCGGUAACACCAGAGCUUUUAUCAACAUCAACGGCUCACCGGUGAAAAUCCCCAAACCCCACAGCAGCAAAGCAGCAGAUAAAAACAGACAGAAGUCUAUUCAAGACCUCUUCAACAGUACAAACCUCAGGAGGUCAGAGAGUCAAACCUCUGCCUCAAACACACAAACCAGAGAUUCAUUGACAACAAACAGUACAUCUUCCAUCUUUUCUAAACAGGGAAAUAACCAUUCAGCUUCCUCUCCUGGAACAUCUAAGCCUAGUAGCCAUUCUGUAGUUUCUUCAGGAACCAAAGGUAGUCCUGGUAAACCAACACAGUCAAAGUAUUUCAGCCACUCUAACAGUGACGGUACAUCAGGUGCUGCUGCUGGUAAUCAGGCGUCGAGGAAGAGGUCUUGGGACGACAGCAGGAGCUCCUCCAGCAUCUUUGACUUCUUCCAGAAGACAUUAAGCAGCAGCUCAGCAGCGUCCAGGGAGACGAAAUCACCUGCAAUGCAGCAAAGAACUGCCACCGCCACUGCCACCUCCUCUUCAUCCUCCUCAGCUUCCUCUCUUCACAGUAUUCCCUCCUCCUCCUCGUCUUCCUCCUCCUCUUCCUCCUCUGCGCUGAUGGUCAGCUGUCCUGUGUGCCAAGCAAAGGUGCAGGAGUCAAAGAUCAACCAGCAUCUUGAUUCGUGCCUCGGAGCAGGUUGAGACAGUGACAGGGGACAUACAGUACAGGCCAAAAGUUUGGACACACCUUCUCAUUCGAUGUGUUUCCUUUAUUUUCAUGACUAUUGACAUUGUAAAUUCAUCAAAACUAUUAAUG
This is a messenger RNA of Centropristis striata (black sea bass), 2238 nucleotides long. It is a transcript of the gene sprtn, whose product is annotated as SprT-like N-terminal domain. The transcript is spliced from 5 exons. Lineage: Eukaryota; Metazoa; Chordata; Actinopteri; Perciformes; Serranidae. The record is from RefSeq and is a predicted model, not a curated record. Gene Ontology annotation, biological process: DNA repair. Bases 315 to 2123 code for a protein of 602 amino acids. Gene Ontology annotation, molecular function: polyubiquitin modification-dependent protein binding; single-stranded DNA binding; metalloendopeptidase activity. Gene Ontology annotation, cellular component: nucleus.